Messenger RNA from Labrus mixtus (cuckoo wrasse), 3031 nucleotides. Its product is annotated as properdin-like. Bases 61 to 1776 code for a protein of 571 amino acids. The transcript is spliced from 11 exons. The record is from RefSeq and is a predicted model, not a curated record. NCBI's taxonomy places the organism in Eukaryota, Metazoa, Chordata, Actinopteri, Labriformes, Labridae.
AGACGCAGAAAGUAGAGUCGACACACUGAACUCUCCUCAGGUCUCUGCAGCAGCAGCAACAUGCAGGUUCUGACGGUUCAGAGGGGUUUGCUGGUCGUGCUUCUGCUGCUGGUUUCUGUGGAGCAUUCUGAGUGUGUGCGUUGUUUUGCACGCUUCAAUCUGAUCCUAGGUCAGUGUGAUGAAGACAUCGGUGAAGUGGAUGGAGACGACUGCUGUCAGAACCCUCAUUAUGGUUACCAGGCAACGGAUGGGGUGUGCCGCUCCUGUGGGCCACCUACAUGGUCUCCCUGGUCGCCAUGGUCACAGUGUAACGUCCUUUGCGGGGAGGGAGUGACACAAAGACACAGGAAGUGUUACGGCAUCGGCAAUCCAGAGUGUGAGAACUCUGCUGACAAUGUACAGACUACACCCUGCAAUGGCACCUGCUGCGACGCUGAAGGGUGGGGCUCGUGGCUCCCCUGGUCGCCCUGCUCGGUGACAUGUGGAGAGGGCGGAGUUAGGACGAGAGAGAGGAUCUGUUCGAGCCCUCAUGAGUGUCGCUCUGCCUGCAGGGGUCCAUCAGAGGAGACAGAGGUGUGCCCGACACACACCACCUGUCCAGUUCAUGGAGGAUGGACGGCUUGGUCUGGUUGGACCACUUGUUCUGGGUCGUGUAUCAAUGACCAGAGCAUAAACGUCACCAUCCCUUCAAGAGCGCGAGGGCGAACCUGCACAAACCCCCUCCCCUCUACUGACACGGUUCCACCAGGUAACAGUUGCCGUGGAAACAACUUCCAACUACAGGACUGCAGCGAACUCCCCAACUGUCCAGCGAAUGGGAAUUGGGGGUCAUGGUCUCCAGCUGGACCGUGCUCAGUCUCUUGCGGGGAGGGACUUCGGCUGUCAAUGCGGAGAUGCGAUUCCCCCCCUCCUAAAUACGGUGGACGAUUCUGUGAUGGAUCGAGCACUCGGAGCAGCAGCUGUCAAAGUCCCUGUCCCGUGGACGGGCUCUGGACCGGUUGGUCCACUUGGGGUGAGUGUUCUUCUUCCUGCAUCCCACAAGGCCCCGUCCCCAUCAGAACUCGCCAACGCACCUGUUCCAACCCCGCCCCUUCAUCAAGCCCGCCCGGCAGGAGUUGCCAGGGUGAAGACAGCCAGACGGCGAACUGCGACCGCCUGCCUCACUGCCCAGUGGAUGGAGGCUGGGGGUCUUGGUCUCCCUUCACUUCCUGUCCUGUUACCUGCGGUGUGGGGCUUCAGGUGUCGGUCAGGGGGUGUGAGAACCCUCCCCACCAACACGGUGGACAGCCAUGUCCUGGAGAGGGACGUCGCACCAGAACCUGCAAGACCGAUGUCCACUGUCCAGUGGAUGGGGUGUGGUCACAGUGGUCGCCAUGGAAACCGUGUAUAUACCCAUUCAGAAAGAAGAGCAUCAACUGUCAGAAGGUGGGUGGCAGUCAGAUCCGAGAGCGUCAAUGUCUUCAUCAAACUCACAACGGGUCCAUCUGCAGUGGAACGGAUCUGACCGAAAGGCGGGUCUGUUACGAUGUCGAGAAAUGUCGAGUUCAGGGAAUCUGGGAUAGCUGGGAGACGUGGAGUUUUUGUAAACCUUCCUGCGGACAGAAAUCCAAACGCUUCAGGAGAAGAGUCUGUACACCGGAUUACAGCGAGUACAGACCUACUAUUGGUCGUCAGGGGGAGCCAGCAACGUUCUUCGGGACUCCAGACUGUGGCGUGGUACCUGACGGCAAGAAGAUUGAAAUUCAGCCCUGUGUCAAUGCUCCUGCCUGCCCCUGAAAACCGAUGACUUCAACAACACCAAACACUGUCCCGAUGAGUUUCACAUCGUCCAAACUUCGUUCUUCAUUCAUGUUUUUCCGACUUAAUAAACAUCACCAAGGUAACAGGUUCGCUAAACACCCAAUACAUCUGUCAAACUGCUGAGUUUGACGUCACAUCCUCACUGCAAAUCAACAUGCCCAACGACGCAUUCAUCAACUCAGCAACACCAUCUCACUGAUCCCCGAUGACUGGAACAACAGCGACACAAUGCACUCACAGUCGGCUCGGUCAAAAACACAACACACUCGCCGAUGAAUUAACCAACACAACACACUAAUUGAUCAUUUUGCCAAAAAAUACAAAACGCUCCACGACGAUUUUUAACGUCAUCAUAACCCUCUCAACGACGAGUUUUAAAACAUUGUUCACCAGUACGGUUUCUUUCUUUAACAUUUGUUUUUUGUUUUUAUGCCUUUAACGGAGAGUCAGAAAUCUGGGGGAGGGGGAGAAAGUGGGGAACGACAUGGGUGAAAGGAGACACAGGUUGGAUUCAAACUAUUCUUCAUUUUCCCCCAAAUGUUAUUUUUUGAAGUGUCCCGCCCAGCAGAGGAUAAGCAGUCUCUGUCAUACACAGGGACAUGUAAGACUUCUCUAGCAUAUUUAGUCAGUGCGUACUAGCCAAUUAGAGACAGAGUAGGGAGGGUCAUCCCUUCACCAUCCUGAGAUAAACUAUUGCAGCAUAAUUCUGAAUAUUGUCGGUCAAUAGUGUGAAUCAAAGGGGAUUUGAAAGUGGGUACACCCUAAGGAGACUGAAGGGAAUACUCCAUAAACCUGUUUAUACCCUGCACUCAACCCCUGACUAAUAUAUCACCACUGAGUUUGACAAAAACAACAACACAACACUAAGACAACAUCCUCAAAGAUGGUUUUUCACAGCCCCAACACAACAUGAUCACCGAUGAGUUACCACGGCGACGCCACAGGCAGGGCUCCAAAUGAGGUCAACACUUUGUAUUUUAAAUGUUUAAGACAAACGUGUUCAAGUUUACUUACUCUUGAUGCAUACUCAUAAUUGAUUUGUGCAAUCUCACUCUGAUCCAUAACAAAAGUGUAUAAGAAAAUAAAUCGAUGGCGAGAAUGAUCCAAAACCUUAAUGAAGAACAUCUGUCUCACUAUUUUUCUAAGCAGUUUGUCAAAUCUGAAUGUACUGUACAAAUGAUGGAUGAUAUUAAAAAUACAAUAAAGAGUAAAAGGAUGCGUUAUUACUUCA